Messenger RNA from Pogona vitticeps (central bearded dragon), 2188 nucleotides. It is a transcript of the gene RABEP2, whose product is annotated as rabaptin, RAB GTPase binding effector protein 2. Gene Ontology annotation, biological process: endocytosis. Gene Ontology annotation, molecular function: GTPase activator activity; growth factor activity. The record is from RefSeq and is a predicted model, not a curated record. NCBI's taxonomy places the organism in Eukaryota, Metazoa, Chordata, Lepidosauria, Squamata, Agamidae. Gene Ontology annotation, cellular component: intracellular membrane-bounded organelle.
AGGGCCCUUCCCGGAAUCCUCUGAAGUAACCAAACAUUACUUUUGCGGACUCCCAUUCCUGGAGUCCGUCCCAAAUCACGUUGGGACUUCAGACAGCUGGGGCCAAAAAAAAAGGGAAUUUUUCCCUUUUUCUAACAAGUUUUGCAGUAAGGGAUGCAAACCAGGGCAGGGGCCUUUGACCCUCACAUCUGCAAACCCCUAUGAAGAGGGGUUGAAAAAGAGAGAAGAAAAAGAGAGAAGGAGAGACGGACCCCAACACAUCUGAGAGACUGUAUCGGGAAACUCCGACUCGCUUCUCGGGGAGCGAAAAAAGAAACGCCGGGCGGCCGCUCGUCGGCCUCGAUCAGACUCUCCCGCCCACGCGCGUCGGCCUCCAUGGUUUCGGCCAUUCUCGUGUUUACUCGGCUAUUUCCGGUUCCGUUCGGCCAAUUCCGGCUCCGCUCGGCCUCAGGGGAAGUAGCCACAACAGAAGCCUUGCCGGGAUGGAAGAUCCUCAGAGGGUGCAGGAUGUGGCUGCUUCCAUGGGGCCAGAGCUCCCUAAAGACCCUGACCCCGAAGAAACCAUCCGAAGCCUGCGGGCCCAGUUGGCGGCUGCCUUGGCAGAAGUAGACACGGUCCGAGCAGUGGCAGCUGUAAGCGAAAACACCAAACAUGAAGCUGUGGAGGCUGUGCGGCGACGGUGCCAGGAGGAAGUGGCUUCCCUGCAGACCAUCUUGAAAGAUACCAUCUCCAGCUAUGAAGCCCGUCUCUCAACUUUGGGACGUGACAGUCGGGAGAGUACGUGGACCCGCUUGCUGCCGAGGGUCAGCCCCCUUGACUCUUUGGAGAAACAAAUGGAAAAGGCCCAGGAAGAUACUCAGCGACUCCGGGCCAUUGUGCUGCCCAUGGAGCAAGAAAUCGCUGAGCUGAAAGCAAAGCUGGCACAUGCUGAAGGGCUAGUUCAGGAGCUGCAGGGUGAGCAGCGUUCUUUAUGUAGUUCCUCUGAAUCCCUGCAUGCUGAUGCCGAGGCCAUGCCCUCUGACGCACCUGGAGAGGACCACGUUGCCUUAGGGGAAGGGGGAGUGGCUGAGAAAUUUGCUCGUAGCCUCGACAGUGUCUCCAUUGCUUCCUUUUCCUCCUUGGCGCCAAGUCCUGGACCUCCCGUCCGACGCAGACGUCCUCCUAGCCCCGAGACUGCGUCCAUCGCCUCCUCAACUGGGACCCUGGUGCCGGAGACCAUCUAUCUGCCACCGGCUGGGUACCAGUUGGUGCCUGAGGUGGAGUGGACACAACUGCAGGGACAGGUGCAACAGCAGCGGGAGGCUCUGGAAGCUGCAGCUCGGGAAAAGGCCAGUCUGGAGGAGGCUCUGCGACGUAGCAACGAUGAAUGCAGUAAGCAGGUUCAGGUUCUUUUGGCUCAGAUUCAAACCUCGGAACGCCUCCUCCAAGGCCUCCAAGCCACAGUGAGCGAAACUCAGCGACAGACUCAGGUGCAGAUGGCUGACCUGGCUGCAUCUCAUAAGCGCCUGAGCUAUGAAGUGCAACGCCUCAGUGCUGAGAAUGAAGGGCUGCGUGGGGCUUGUUCCCCGAAUCCCUGCCCGACAGAGGAGGAGAAGAGGAGCUUGCCGGACAGCGUCCAGGAGCUGCAGGCCUUGGUGCAGCACCUGCGACAAGAGUCUGCUUCCCAGCUCCGGGCUGCAGAACACCAAGCUGAGCGCCUGCGAAUUGAGAUCGUGUCCCUGCGGGAGCAGCUGGAUGAAGAAGCCGUGUCACAGGCGGGACUGCAGGGGGCACUAGAGAGAGAACAAGAAGAAAGAGAGCUUUUGCAGGCUUCCUUGAAUAGUAUCCAGAGCGAGAUGGACAGAUUGCAGCAAGGGCAGGAAGAGAUGAACAGAAGCCAUGUACAGACAGAUGCUCCCCCUCCGGGAGAGGCUGGCAGCCAUCUGGAUAGGUCGGAGCUCUAGAUGGAGGACCAGAGAGAUCAGCCCUGCCUUCUCCCCUCUCUGCAGCGGUGUGGAAACCUCAGGGAAACUGCAAUCCACCAGGUGCCCAAAGGGGCCAGCUUGUCAUCCAGAGCCUCUCUCUGCAUAGGUUAAAAGAGCAAUAACUCAGGAGGCCGGGUGGCUGGUAUUUCACACUCCAUGCCCCCUCAGCAUUUUGAUUGACACUGGAGCUUCCUGGACAAAAUAAAGAGGAUUUUUCUACUUGU